UUUGCGCGUGCGCCUUGGUCGGGCUGGGUGUGGGUUGUGGGGUCUCUUCGGAGAAUAAAAAGAACUGGGAAAAGGGGGUGCCCCAUGGCGGCGACGGCGGGGCGCUGGGAAGUGGUGCGGAAGCCCAGCCGGCGGGGCCCGGGAGGCAGCGGCAAUGGUCCCGCGGGGCGGAAAGCGCUCGGCGAGGCCAAUGGGGGUCGUGGUCUGGCCUCCUCCCUGCCUCUGGCGCCGUCAGAAACCCUCUUUGAGCUUGCAUUUGAGAAGACCAUGAAGAAGCAGAACAAAGAGCAGGUGCCACCACCCCAGGGGCAGCAGCCUCAGCAGAAAAAGCAAAACCUGGGGAAACCCGCCAAGAAACUAUCAGCUGGAGAUUUAGGGCACAAACAAGGCCAGUUUCGGUCACUGGAGGAUGCUCUGAAAGCACUUGACUUGUCAGAACUCCAGAAAGAGCUGGACAAAAGCUUGAGCAUGUUCCCAGAGAAUCCUUCUGUGUGGGUCAAAGACCUGGCCGGAUAUCUGAACUACAAGCUGCAGGCUCCUAGGAGUGACCCCACACUUAGCCAGCACCCUCAUGACUAUCCCUAUUGCCUUGUGAACAAGGAGCUGAGGAGCAUAAUCAAGUCUCUGCUGUCGAAAUCCGGGGGCGUUCUGGAGCUUUUCUUUGACCACUGUAUUUACACAAUGUUGCAAGAGCUGGACAAGACGCUUGGGGAGUCACUGCACGGAUACAGGAUCUGCAUACAAGCAGUGCUGUUAGACAGACCUAAAGUGGCCACAGUGAAUUUAGGCAAGUAUCUCGAGCUCUUGAGAUCUUGUCAAAACCGACCGGCCAAAUGUCUCACCAUCAUGUGGGCCUUGGGGCAAGCUGGAUUUACUGAUCUUACAGAAGGACUUAAAGUGUGGCUCAGCAUUAUGCUUCCUGUUCUGGGCAUCAAAUCCCUCUCCCCAUAUGCCAUCACCUACUUGGAUCGGCUGUUGAUGAUGCACCCCAACUUGACAAAAGGCUUUGGCAUGAUUGGACCCAAAGACUUCUUCCCCAUUUUGGACUUUGCCUUCGUGCCCAACAACUCUUUACCACCCAGCCUCCAAGAGCAGCUACGGCAAUUGUAUCCCCGCCUGAAAGUGCUGGCCUUUGGGGCCAAGCCAGAGACCACGCUACAUACGUACUUCCCUUCCUUCCUCUCCAGGACCACUCUCAACUGCCCUGAUGACAUGAAAAAAGAGCUGCUGAACUGCCUGAGCGACUGCCUCAACCUGGAUCCUCUUAGCUCCAGCGUCUGGAGACAGUUGUACAUAAGACACCUUUCACAGUCCAGCCUGCUCCUCAAUCACCUUUGCGCAUCCUGGAAUGACAUUUCCAGAAAGAUGCGGAAAUCUUUGCAGGAAACAGUCCAUUCCUUUCAAGUGACGAACGAAGAGCUGACCCUGAAAGGACCAAACAGUGCUCAGGAGGUUGCUGCUUGCAGGUCCACCUGUAAGGCCUUGCUGCUCAAAAUGAAAAGCAGCAGGUUCCCCUGGUUUCGGCUGCUGCUGGUUAUCCUGGUGUUUACCACGGGGUUUUUGAUGCAUGACAUCAGAACUCACGGCUCCUUCCAAGCUUCUGCCUCUGCUCACGUCCUCCGCAAUUCUGGCAUCCUGUCUGCUUCUCAGCAAGCCUGGAACAAAGUUUCCCAUUACUCUUUCAAAGGAUACAGGUGGUUGGAAGCAAAUGUGCCCCUGUACUACUCACACAUGGUGACUGUUUUGGGGCCUAACCUGGAGUUAGUCUGGGCCAAGACUAAUGAGACCACCAUGUACAUCUCGAGGAAGUGCUCUACUCAGCUAGCCUGGCUCGGAGACAACCUUCCCAGGCUCAUCGAAUGGCUCCAGACCCACCUUCCCGAUUCUGUGUUGCACCUGGCUGAGCACCUCAAGGAACUGCUGCUCUUCCUCAUGAGGAACUAUCUUCUGCCAGCUGUGGACUACGUUGCUGGGAUGCUAGAGCAAGGCUGGCAACUCUGGGUGGCUUCUUGCAAUGGUGAAGGGACGUGGGACUGCUUGAGAAGACAAUUGGCAAACCUCACCCAUUCCUCGUGGAUAUACCUCCAGGACACAACUGUUGCCAUCAAGGACUGGGCCUUGGCCAUUAUCUCCGGCCACUGAGAUCCAGGAGUUGGGCGGGAGGUUUGGGUUGCUGCUGGUAUGAGUGCCAGCAGUGUGUGCCAACUACUUGUUCUUCAUGCUGAUCCUCAGGGUCAGGGAUGAUCUCCUGCUGUGAAGCCUUGCUUUGCCUGGGCCAGAGUCCGUCUGGGUUCUGAACCCACCGUACCGGCAGGCCAGUUCUCCCUGUUCUUCGCUCAGGCCUUAGUUGCCCCCUUCUUAUUGGUCGGUCCUGUUGCUUAGCUGUUGCUAUGGGAUCAUGGGGUCAGCCACAGCUUUUAAAGCAGCAAUGCAGAAAUCCCCGACCAGUUGUCCCUCUGGCUGCUUGACGCUGGGGUGCAAGUGGAAAAGCAUUGCCUCUCUCCUUCCUGAGUAAACUGUUUGGCUUUGUUUUCCCAGAGAAAUGGAGUGGUCCUCUUCCCUGUCAUUUUAUGCAUGGAGCUCCCAUUCCUGUCCUCAGUUCUUGGAACUGUGCUUCCACCUACCCCCACCAUUCCUCUUUUCCUGAAGUCAUUCCCCAGGACUUGUGCUUGCUCGUGACACUUUCUUGCUCAUCCCCCUUCCAUUCCCUCCUCAUCUGGGAGAUGGACUUCAUGCACAGCAUCCCAGACCUCAGCCAGCACCCUUCAACUGGUCAGUGACUGUCUUGGUGCAGCCAGCAACUCUCCCCUGCCUUCCCCCCCCCCCCAGUCAAAGCAAGGAUUGUAAGCCUCUUCUGCCACUCCCCUCAAGUGCUGCCUUUGCCUUUUUCUGUAUCCAGGAAGAAGCUGCUGGCUUGUCGCCCUUUAGACAUGUGAAUAGAAAUCGGAGCCACGUGAGAUCAGUAGAGAAGUUUUGCUCCUCUUUUUGGCUCUGGAGAUAAGCUUGCAAGCCCUGGAGCGCCACUCUUGCCGCCCUCCCCCGGCUUGCAGGGAAAUGAACAAUUCUCACAAAGAUGUGGGAGUGGGUCCUGGUUUUAAUAGCAUUUCCUCACCCCCCGUUUAAAUUCUCUUCUCGCCCCUCACUAAAUUAAAAGUUGUCCUGGAGUGAAGGAGGAAUGCUGUCCUGCACUAUCCCAUGAGCGUUACACAGUGUGAGUGCAGCCUUUUGGCUGCUGGGACUAGAUUGUGGCUGCCUCUGUGCUGUGGCAUGGAUCUUGCUGGGUAUUCCUGUCUCCUCCUUGAAAUUAAUGGGCAGGGACUGAGCCAUGACGGAUUUGCUGGAGGAAAUAAUGAAUUGGAGGAAGCGUCUCUUAAGUUGGGUUGCACACUCAUCCAUAGUGUCUGUCAUGAUUGUCUGCUUGCAGGUUGGGCUUGCCCCUUCAGUGUCCAUCGGGCACUUUUGUGGUGCCAGACUCAGGUGUGUAUUUGCAGGGCAGGUGUGUUAGAGCAGGACUUGGGAGAAGCCCAUUGUCUGCUGUUAUGGGGGUCUGACCACUGAUUAUGAGCUGUGCUGCUUGAUUCAGUUGGAAUUCCAAAGGUAAUGGGACUAAGUCAUGACAGUUCUGUGGCGCUCUCAUCAUGUGCAAUAAAUGAAAAUAUGUUUGGCUACAAUCCUUGCCUUAAUGUUGUCUGUCUUUGCCCUGUGCAUCAGAUGGUUUCUUAGGCUAGACCAAGUCUCCUUUCUCUCUCUCUCUCUCUCUCUCCCCCUCCCCCCCUAAUUUCUGCACACUGGAGCCACCAGCUUCCUUCCCUUAACACUGGCCCCAAAUCCUCUGCCCCUUCAUUGUCCUUUCAGAGGCUGGGCUGCUGCCUUCCUCCUUUUUCUUCCUCAUUCAGUGUGCAUGAAGUGUAUUUAUUUACUUCUUUUAUUGUCCGCUUUUCUCGCUGAGACUCAAGGUGGAUUACAAUGAUAAAACAAUGCAGUGAGAACAGUGUAAUACAUACAACCAUCAAAAAUGAGAGAACGUUGCACAAAAAAAAGUACAAUACAGAUUGUAAGGCAGGAACUGCAAGACUGAAAAUAAUGCAGUGGAACGUUACAAUAAACAAUAAUAAAGAUGGAUUACAAAAAA
Messenger RNA from Sphaerodactylus townsendi, 4132 nucleotides. RefSeq names its product transmembrane protein 214 (gene TMEM214). Gene Ontology annotation, cellular component: Golgi apparatus; endoplasmic reticulum. The record is from RefSeq and is a predicted model, not a curated record. The transcript is spliced from 17 exons. Lineage: Eukaryota; Metazoa; Chordata; Lepidosauria; Squamata; Sphaerodactylidae. The coding region runs from base 85 to 2142 and encodes 685 amino acids.